Messenger RNA from Coffea eugenioides, 1481 nucleotides. RefSeq names its product growth-regulating factor 4-like. Gene Ontology annotation, molecular function: ATP binding. The transcript has 3 exons. The record is from RefSeq and is a predicted model, not a curated record. Gene Ontology annotation, cellular component: nucleus. Bases 1 to 1155 code for a protein of 384 amino acids. Gene Ontology annotation, biological process: DNA-templated transcription; developmental process; regulation of DNA-templated transcription. NCBI's taxonomy places the organism in Eukaryota, Viridiplantae, Streptophyta, Magnoliopsida, Gentianales, Rubiaceae.
AUGAGUGGGACGUCAUCGACGUCGGUGGUGACGGUGGCUUCUGCAGGAGGGGGAGGGGUGGGGGAGGGGUUGGGGGUUGGUGCGGGUGGAGGGUGUUAUUAUCGGCCACCGUUCACGGCGGUGCAGUGGCAGGAGCUGGAGCAUCAAGCUAUGAUAUACAAGUAUUUAAAUGCUGGCUUACCUGUUCCUCCAGAGCUUGUUGUCCCUAUCCGCCGCAGCUUUGAAGCCCUUUCUUCUCGCUUCUUCCAUCAUCCUAGUUUGGGCUAUUGCUCCUACUAUGGGAAGAAAUUUGACCCAGAGCCAGGUAGGUGCAGGAGGACAGAUGGGAAGAAAUGGAGGUGUUCUAAAGAUGCUUAUCCGGACUCCAAGUAUUGUGAGCGGCACAUGCAUCGAGGCCGCAACCGUUCAAGAAAGCCUGUGGAAUCUCAUUCUGCUUCGCAGUCCUUGUCAACUGCGAUGCCACACAUGGCUGCUGGCAGCAGCAGCAGCAGUGGAAUCUUCCAAAAUAGUGGAACUGGAAGCUUCCACAAUAUGCCCUUGUAUUCUGUUGCUAACUCGGAGGGUCUGUAUUCCGGAAGCAAUGUAACAAAGUUUCAGCUUGAGCCUGUGUCAUAUGGGGGUGAUAAUAAAGAAUAUAGGUAUAUCCAUGGACUGACUCCUGAUGCAGAUCAGCAUAAUUUCUCUCCAGAAGCUUCCGGAAGUGUGGGAAGUCUUGGAGUAGGAUCUGAUGUAGGUAAUACUUGGCGUCUACUUCCAUCCCAAGUUCCAUCGAGCCCCAUGCUGAAAUCUAAAAGUGAUGCACAUACACUGGGUCACUCCUCCGAUCUGCAUAUUGCUCAUGCUUUUGAUCCCAUGAUGGAUGCUAGACUGUCGAAACAGCGGCAGCAACAUUGCUUCUUUGGCAGUGAGAUUGGUUCCCCUGGGCCAGGAAAGCAGGAGCCGCAUUCUAUGCGUCCUUUCUUCGAUGAGUGGCCUACGACUAAAGAAUCGUGGUCCAAUCUCGAUGAUGCUGGAUCAAACAAGAAUACAUUUUCUACAACCCAACUAUCUAUAUCCAUUCCAAUGGCUCACGCUGAAUUUUCUUCAAAGAAUUCUCGUUCCCCAGAUGGUGAGGAAUUCUCUUCUUGGACAAAACAUGACCUGCCACGUCUAUGAUUCCUUACUAAAGUCUUGUAUCGUUCUGAUCAUGCAAAUUCUUAGAACUCCCUUUAUUUGUGUUGCUCGCAGAUGCUUGAGGAAGCUGUCUCUCAGAAUAACUCCAGUCAACUGAUGAUGAUGAUGAUGUUUUUUGUGUACUAUUUACUUGGUUUAAGGUUCAACACCUUUGUCUUGCGUUGACUUCAUGUCAUCCUUUUGGUUGGCUACCGACAUUCUCUGAAAAGGAAAGUAGGUUUGUUGUAAAAUGAAAUACAUGCAAAUUUUCGAUCCAGAAUAAAAGCAUUUUAUGGCAGUUUUUUCCCAGAAUGUGUUUCAUUCCUUCA